UUGACAAUUCCAUAGUUUUUUCUUGUCAAUCACAUGCAAGAAUAUAGUCCUGCAAUUCCGUGGGACAUGCAAAAUGAUCAAUCAGCACGAGCCCAUUCAGUCAUAAAACACUGUACAUUUGUUGUCGCGUCCUGCUUUACUCAUUCCAUGCCUUAUGCAGCGCAGUGAAGCUGUACAAUGCUGUCAGUGUAAUAUCCCAUCUCAUCUCUUCUCAUCUUGGCUUCUAACAAAACGUGUACAAUUAGGUCAGAUUAUCUGAAUAAAGCUCAGUUUUUGUUCAAAUCUUUUUGGUAGUCAGUGUUGUUUCAGUUUCCAAUGGCCCGCCGAACUGAUGGGCAGGAGAAGAAAAAGAGAUUUGAUGGUGCUGGGAAGAAGGUGGAGUUUGCUCCCAAGGGAUGCUUGGUUGUCUAUGUGGGAGAAGAGCAGGAGAGAUUUUGUAUUCCUGUGGAUUAUCUGUGCCAUCCUGUGUUUCAUGAGCUCUUGCAGGGUGCAGAGGAAGCUUAUGGCUUCUGUCACCCUGGUCCUCUCAGGAUUCCCUGCCAUGUUGAUCGUUUCAAGCAGCUCACCAGAUGCAUUCCUGAUAAACAAAUGCUUUGUACUUGUGAUGAAUCUGUUGAAUCAAGAAAUGGGUUUUUCAGAAGGGUGAGACUUUUGUGGCUUAGAUAUGUCAGUAAACAUGGUAGAUGUGGUUUCAGUCCGUUGUACAGACAGGAGAGAUUGAAGGGACGUUCAUAGAGAUUGGAGAAAGUAUAGGCGGUUCAUUACAUUAGUUUUUCAGUAGGAUUUAUGUAUUAGUGUGAUUUGAAUGAGCCAUCUAAACAAGUUAAAACUUAAAGUGUACUGUUUAAACUAAAAUAGAGAUUGGUGGUCAAAUAGAUAUGAUGAAUUGUGUACAAUGAAGAUUAACAAAUGAAUUUAGAUUGUUCUUUAAAUUUA
Cryptomeria japonica (Japanese cedar) is the source of this 936-nucleotide messenger RNA. RefSeq names its product indole-3-acetic acid-induced protein ARG7. Gene Ontology annotation, biological process: response to auxin. The transcript has a single exon. Bases 316 to 735 code for a protein of 139 amino acids. Lineage: Eukaryota; Viridiplantae; Streptophyta; Pinopsida; Cupressales; Cupressaceae. The record is from RefSeq and is a predicted model, not a curated record.